AUGAGCGUCGCACGCCCGGCACAUGGCCUCCUCGGGCGGUGCCUCGCCUCGACGCGCUCCUCCCGCCCGGCAGCGGCCUCGGUCCAGUGCGCCCAAUUCCACAGCUCAGCGGUGCGCUCGAAGCGGCGGUCACGGUUCCGCAACGUCAAGGCCGAGGAGCUGGGCCUGCUGAGCCCCUCGACGCUGGCCAAGUACCGCCAGGAAAAGUUCCCCGAGUACUCCAAGCAGGACCAAGAGGCGCUGCGGAGCAAGUACACGCCCGAGCAGCUCGAGGCCCUGCGCGCCGGCGAAAAGGCCGUCGAUCCGGACGACCUCGUCUUCCAGGGCCGCCUGCGCGACGACCCCUACCGCCCCAACUACGUCGAGGACUACACCGUCCUGGACCCGAGAUACGACCUCAGGCCGCAGCCCGACGUGACGCCCCGCGAACCCGAGUGGCUCAACCACAACGACUGGGUUGAUCGGUAUGGCGCGCGCAUGGCCCAGCUGACGGACAAGAAGACGACGGAUCAGCUCACGCGCGCCAUGGUCCGCGCCCUGCGGAGGGUCAAGGAGAGCAACGGCCAGGAGCUCAUCGACCUGACCGAGGACGAGCUCAAGGACAUUGAGAAGGACCCGGAGCUGCUCAAGCGGUACCUGGUCGACGAGGACGGCGAGGGCGCGCAGCCCGAGCCCGACGCCAACGCCUCGGGCCCGGACCUGCUGACGCGCGCCCAGGCCAUGAAGCUCGACGAGGCCGUCGACGCCGAGUGGAAGAAGGAGCUCGACAAGCUGUCGUCGCUUAGCGACCCCGGCGAGGUGCAGCCCUCCAACCUCGAGCUCGUCGAGGACGGGCCCGCAGGCGCCACUCGCGUCCACUCGGCCGAGGCCGUGGAGCUGGGCAAGGUGCCCGGCGUCGAGGGCCUGUACAAGUCGGCCGUCGACCCGGAGGACGAGGGCCAGGACGACGCGGGUCACUACCAGGAGAUCAAGCGCCUGACGGGCAUGAGCCUCAAGGACAUCCAGUCCAUCUACCGCAAGGUCCUGGUCACGCGCUGGGUCUCCAACCAGACGCGUCUGGGCAAGGUGCGCAGCACCUCGGUCGUCGCCAUCGCCGGCAACGGCAACGGCCGCCUGGGCCUGGGCAUCGCAAAGUCCACCGAGGCCGGCCUCGCCGCCGAGACGGCCCAGCUGCUGGCCAUCCGCAACAUGAAGCCCAUCCGCCGGUACGAGAACCGCACCGUCUACGGCAACGUCAGCGCAAAGGUGUCGGGCACCGUCGUCGAGCUCUUUGCCCGCCCGCCAGGCUUUGGCCUCCGCUGCCCGCACCGCAUCUUCGAAAUGUGCCGCGCCUCGGGCCUGCACGACAUCGCGGCGCGCAUGCCGCGCUCCAAGAACCCCAUGAACUCGGUCAAGGCCGCCUACAACGCGCUCGUCAACCAGCCCGACCCCGAGGAGAUUGCCAUUGGCCGCGGCAAGAAGAUGGUGGACGUGCGCAAGGUGUACUACGGCGGCGCUGUAUACUAA
Purpureocillium lilacinum is the source of this 1506-nucleotide messenger RNA. Its product is annotated as mitochondrial 37S ribosomal protein uS5m. The record is from RefSeq and is a predicted model, not a curated record. Gene Ontology annotation, biological process: translation. Gene Ontology annotation, cellular component: ribosome. Gene Ontology annotation, molecular function: RNA binding; structural constituent of ribosome. NCBI's taxonomy places the organism in Eukaryota, Fungi, Ascomycota, Sordariomycetes, Hypocreales, Ophiocordycipitaceae.